This is a messenger RNA of Mycena citricolor, 9854 nucleotides long. The record is from the annotation of a GenBank genome assembly. Lineage: Eukaryota; Fungi; Basidiomycota; Agaricomycetes; Agaricales; Mycenaceae.
CAUUUGUUGAAAGUCUGAUCGUCGUGAUCUGGGAAAAGAGGUUACCGAACAAACAGCUGCAAAGUUGCCCGACUAUUCUCUUGCCGUGAUGGACGACGAGCGCCAACAAGAGGACUGGGCGAACAGCCGCAAGAACCGACUGCCUUCGUUUACCGAGGUUCUGUCGCGCCGAACGCGUCCACCCGUCGAUCUCUUCAUGUUCUAUCUUUUCCUCCAACGCGAGGGCGCCGAAGAUAUUCUCGACUUCUGGUUGGAUGUCCAGCAACACGAAAAUCUCUGUCGCGCAUACUUCAAGGAUGUGCGGAAGUCGGGGCGCACGAUCAAGGAGGACUGGCCUCAGUACUGGGAUUACGCGCGACGGCGGGGUUCUAUCUACGGCACGGUCGUGGGAAUGAAUGGGGACGGGGCUGCCACCAAGCGGAGUACGGCGAGCACGAACGAACUCCUGAGUGAGGCGGACAGGCGAUACUUGGCCGAUACAGACGAGAAGUACGGUGCAUCAACAUCCCCGCGGCCAAUCGGUUCGGAGCACACCCGUGUUGCUUCAACAUCUCCAGAUCCGUACGGUAGCCGUGCCCGCUCCGUCUCGCCGUUUGGAGUCAAUGGCCAAGGCCGCACACCGACCCUAUUCACGAUGAAACGCGCAUCGCGAGCGCCGACCGUCAUUCCUCGCUCAGCCGCGAUCACCCGGCUCAAUCUGAUCGCGAGCGCAGAGCGAAUCUACUACCGAUAUCUUUCUCCAGCCGCUAACACCGUCAACGCCAGCGAGAACCACGAGAUCUACCUCCCCCCGUCCCUCCGCGUCCACUCCUUCCCUCUCUCCUCUUCCCAAGAGCCCCGGAAUGCUGCAGAGCUCAGCUUAAUGGCACAAAUCCCGGAUCUCUUCCAUGCACAGAAGGAGUAUUGCUUCAGGGCAAUGGAGCAAGAUGCAUUUCCACGCUUUUUGCGGGCCAAGGCUUUUGGAAAUCUCACACCCAUCUCCUCGCUUGUGCGGCUGGUCGUUGGAUUAUUGACUUUGUGGGUCGGUCUUGCCGCCGCCUUCUCUCUCCUAUUCCUUGACGUGCAGCCCAAGUCUAAGCGAUUCUUCCUCUUCAUCCCAUUCACGAUUGCUGUCUUGUGCUUGGUCUCUCACCAAUACGAGCUGGACCCGAUCCUCGUUUUCUUCGGGCAGUCUGAAACCACUCCUUUCCGCACUUUGCGGAUUCGCGAACCCUACGUGAAGAAGCUGCUGCUGGGUCGAGCCAUCUGGGUGUCCAUUCUAGUGGCUGCUUUCGUUGCCGCCUUGACCCUCCUGUUCUGGGCUGUUCCAGGCCACAGGCUGUAGGCAACUUGUUGUUCCACGAAAUUGAUGAAUUAUUCCAAUAAGAUACCCUGCACGUACUCCGUCUUCGUCGUUCCUUUUGUUGUUCAUAUCAUCUCCUCGCCUUGCCUAGCAGCCGUUUAAUAUCUCCUUGCUUAUCCAGUACUUCAAGUGUGGAUGAUGGUUAACAUAAUACGUGUGUAUAAACCAUACGUUGUACUACGGACGGCUAUCUUCCUGAGAAUCGGAUGAACGGAAUCAUGAAGACGAAUGCGAGCAAAACGACGAUGAUGGACACCAUCGUCAACCAGAACGUCGACCCGGUCUUGCUUCUGAGAUCACGCGUCAUUAUACGCGUUUUCUGCAUGUAACCGAAGUUGCCCUCCAAUUUGGAGUCGACCUCCUCCAUCGCCAACUUGUCCUUCUCCAAUAAGUCCGAAAAAUGAACUGCGUUGCGCUUGAGCUGUUCGGCCAUCAUCGCCAUUUGUUCGCCCAUAGCGCGCUGUCUGGCUGUCGUCCCGGCUUCCAAUGCGGUGCUUGAUGCGGUCGACUUGGUGGGCUUCUGAGACGACAGUAUUGGCGGUGUGUAUGCUGGAGGGGGAACGUCCCGCGCCGAGUCCAGUAGAUUGUCCAGGACGGUGGCGGUAGACAGCGAAGCAGAAGCUGGAUCGAGUGUUGGAGAUACCUCGGAAGGGCCAGGGGGCGGUUCUGUCGGCAAAGGAUCUGCGGGAAGAGGGAGCUUGGGAAGCAGUUUCACAGGUCUUGUAGAUUUGGGUGCCGUUGUCUGCGCGGUGCUCGAUCCAAAUUAUCCUCACGCAUGAUUCGUGAGACGCGUUACCUGCUCGUAGGUCUUCAUCAAUGCAUCCAGACGGUCCAGCCGGGUCCUCCACUCCUCGUAACGCUGGGCGGAGGUGCUUUACGAGAUUAUCAGUCGCGGAGCCGUCGAGCGCGACUGUACACACGGGGUCGGAUCGAAGUCCUCCAGCUCGACAUCCGCAAGCAGCUUCUUGGCGUGCUUCACCUUCUGUGGACAUCCUUCAGGGACGCAGGUGCAAAAGACGGGGGCCACAGAAGCGGUACCUGGAGGGACCCCUGCACUUCUAUCCACGCGUUGAACGAGUUGUCGCUCCAGUGAGCUUCGGAUGCAGACUUCUCCAGCCGGCGGAGGAGCCUCUUGAGGUUGAUCUCGUUGUGUAGGGACAUGCUUCGUGCAAGACUUGUGCGGCUGGUGGCGUGUCAGUCAAUGAUCACGCGAUCACCGGGAAGGGUGAGCUGACGUCAGCAAUCACAACAAUUUUGCGUCUCGGACUGUGCUGUCGUCAAAGGUGGUCGACGAGCGCAGACUUACUCAGAGGGACACUUAUUUUGAGCGGUCCUGGGUGCUGAUGCAGACGGAGUGAGUUCUGUGGAUGCAAGUAUCUCGCAUUCGUUGCGCCAUCGGUCUAUUCAGGCAUAGCAGCCGCUGGGCUCCCUCCAAUCUAAAACGCGUCCCGCUUCCCCCAAAACCUGCACCCCCCAUUCCGGGGUUGUUCGAUUCGGUCGCGUCCCUUUAUCAGAAGAACUUUGACGAAUAUGUGGACCCGCUCUACCAGUACCUGUGGAACGUAUAUACCGAGAUGCCGAGUAUUGUCUUGGCGGGAGAUACCUUGGAGAGACGGACACGCACAGUCCCCGUCCUCGGCAAGAAGUUUAGAUUCUUCAACCGCACGGGGACCAUAGACUUCAUGAGUAAUGUGGCGAAAAUUGCGGUUGAAGAGAAGCACGAGCCCAGAAUCACGGUUUUCCUGGGAGCGCAGAGCCAGCACGUCCUGGUCCGCUCAUAUACGCAGCGAACGUUGUCUCUGAGCGAAGACUCUACCUAUAUCAAGCCGGACGAUGUAGCUCCGGGGCUGUCUGGCUACGACCUGCGACUGGCGCUCGGGACGGAAUUGCUAUUCCACUCGAGUAUCGAGGCAGGGGACGCGUUCCCUCUUCUGGCCAUAUCGUCUGCACCUCAUCCCCCCACUGCUCAGGCCAUCCAGUCGACCUUGAAGCGCAGCCGGAGCCGUUCUGCUGAGGAUCGGCUAGACGAUGCCUGGGAACCCUGCGCAACUCAAUUGGGGACCUUGCCUCGCCUCUCUUUGGGCCGCGUCCACAAUGGCCCGUGCACGGACGAAGACAUGGCUAACUACAUGCAGCCACUGUAUCUACGAGGCUGGCGGGCCGCGUUCGUCCCCAUCUUGAACCGCAUGCAGCAGUUCCAUCCGACAUUGUGCCUGACAGGGUUUUUCCGCUUCACGACGCUUGCGGCGGCCGUCUCGUUUGUGCAAGCAGCGAACCUGGCUCGCAAAUCAAAGGACCCGGUCGACCUCCAUUUUCUGGUGGAAUGCCGCACCGUGCAGGCGCAGCUGAUCUUUCCGAGCACACAGACUGCGCUGUCGAUGCGUGACAUUGCACGUGCCUGGGCACUCCAACGCAUAUUCGACACGGAGUUCUUCGAAGUUGCGUGUGUCAGCGAUGUACAUCCGUUUAGAGACGGUGGACGACACCAGCCGCGGACGGUGCAGGCGCUGCACGACACCCGGAGGCCGCUGAGAGGGUUUCAUGUCCGGCAGAAUUCCAGGAAUGUGGCGCGAUGAGUAGCUGGCUCUAGUAAACGUCUAGAUUUUUGGUGGUAACAUGUCAGUAGGAAAUUGGACGGAAGGUUGUUCUGACUAUUGUGAUUCGUGCACCAAGUGCUGCCGGAUGCUUCUGUGCUCUCCGACCCUAUGCAAAGUCGAAUCGAACAAUGCUUCGGACAGCCUGCCCGGGAAAUUACGCGAGAGUGAUUAUCGCCAAGGCAGAUCGCGUGCGUCGAGCCGUCGGCUGCCGCGGCUUUUGAAUUCUUAUUUUUGGCGAGGCCCGUCUUCUCUUGGGAACACUGCACUUUCAGGCUUCCUCUCCAGACUCGAUAGACUUGGCUUGACCUGAACACGAUUUCUCUCGAUUAGCGGCCAAGCUCUGUUUAUGCGUGCCCUUCAAAUUUGCGCAUUCGGCGUGCAUGAUCGAGUACAAACAUCAGUCCCGUGCAGAAUUUAGGAAUUGCCGACAGUUCCAUGGUCAAUAUCUCAUCAAGGCUCGGACCCUUUGGGGUUAGGCUUGUCCUUGUGGUCCAGCGUGGUCCUCCCGACGCUGUCGCCAUAGCGGCGCACUACAGUAUGCAAAUCAAUUUCUCCGAAGCCCGGGAAGAAUUUCAAUAAAUAACUAGCAGGCGCCCAGAAAGUGCAUCGACAACGACCUCCCCUCGUCCUCGUCUUUGCUUUUGUUUCCUCCUUGCCAUGUUCGCCCAGAUCUCCGCUGCUGUCCUCCUCCUCGCCCAUCUGGCUGCGGCUGUUCCUGUUGAGACCUCGCUGGAGUCGCGUGCUGUCGACACCUCGAAGCACUGCGGUCAAUACGACUCUGUCUCGGCCUCCCCGUACACUCUUUACUUAGACCAGUGGGGACUCGGCCCGGGCGUCUCCGGCUCGGAUUGUGCACACAUCAGCUCGUUGAGCGGUGGCGCGAUCGCGUGGGCCUCGACCUGGUCGUUCUCUGGCGGCAACGGCAUCAAGAGCUACACGAACGUUGGCCUGAACCAGGGCAUCAACCGCCAGAUCUCGGCCAUCCGCUCGAUUCCGUCGACGUGGAAGUGGCAGCAGGACCACACCAACGUGGUCGCUGAUGUUGCGUACGAUCUGUUCACCUCCAACAGCGCCGGUGGAUCCAACGUCCACGAAAUCAUGAUCUGGCUCGCCAACUUCAACGCCGGGCCGAUCUCGGCCAAGUAUAACGCGCAGGGUCAACCGGUCCCCAUCGCCUCCGGCUUGUCGUUCGCUGGUCACUCGUGGAACCUCUACUACGGCUCCAACGGCUCGAACGACGUCUACUCGUUCCUGCCCACUUCCGGCGUCAUCACCUCCUUCAGCGGUGACCUCUACACCUUCAUUAAUUACCUCACCUCCAAGGGCCACUUUGCCACGUCGCAGUUCCUUACCGUCCUCCAGGCCGGCACCGAAGCCACCUCGGGCUCCGCUACCUUCACUACCACCUCUUACAAGUCUACGAUCAACUAAUUCAUUGAAUAAUUCGUACGUAGUCGUAUGAAUCCCAUUCUAUGAGAGCACCUAUGCUCUACACUGGCUAUCUUCCCUUUCGGCCACUUGUGGCGCGUCAGAUUGAACCUAAUCGUGAGAGGAAAUGACUGAAACAACAAGCUGCGCGGACCGGCUGAUUCCGGUCCAUGACGUCAGGCGCGGACAUGGAAUGACGAUGUCGACGGCGGUCUCGCAGCCACGAUGAUGGAAACGGACAACGGAACCUUUCCAUUCAUCAUCACGUAGUCGCCAUGGGACCAGCGCAGCGGGCGAGGCACGGCCUGCAAGCACGGAAAUUGCGGGUACACAUGGUCAUGCAUCAUGCGUAAGGGGUGCGAUGCGUCGUAGAAAAUCGCACGCGUGGAUCAUCUGCGGAAAACCAGCGGCAAGUAUAACAUGCGAGCGUCGUAACGGCGAGAUGCAUCUCGGCCAGGAGAGAGGAUUCACGCUUGGCGGAGAGUUCCGCAACCGAGAGACGCAUUACCGCACUGCGGCUCGCCCCUUUGACAGGGAGCACUCGAAGCUAAAAGGAUUCUGUCUCGCAACAGUCAAGCAACGUCAGGUAACGACCCUUACUUGUACAAUUGAGACAGACAAUUGCAAUGGAAGAACACAACAACCAUGCAGCUCAAGGUUUGAUGCUGUGAUUAGAUAAUUUUGGAUUACUGGAAGCACGUGGAUUGUUUUCAUCGACGUCGAUCACGACUUCAUCACAACCACACUUUUCUGCUGUUACGGCCUGCGCGUGCGGCAUCCCCUCCACACCUACAUGGUAGUUGGGAUCGACACCCCGCCCAUCUCUCAACAUAAUCCCCUACUUGUGUGAUGGCUGGCUUCCUCCGCAAAAAGAAGGUGGACCCGGGUCCGCCUCCAGCCGACAAUCCCCCGCCGCCGCCCCUUCUGAACGCCGCUCCGCCCCCCUUAUUCGCCCGCUUCGCCUCAAGUCUGCAAGCCCAGGAUGCCGCUCCGAAGACGACAGGGCCGCGUGUGUCAGGGCCGAUGUCAUUGGCGUCUGCCUCUCAACGCCACAACAAUCACACGGGCAGUAGUUCGAAGGCGGCCACGGGACAACAGCGUGAUGAGAUGAGGCAGUCACGACGGCCGGGUGAAACAGUCUACACGCAGCCUCAAAUACACUAUUCGCAAACUUCUGCUUCGAACGGCGGCGUACCUCCUCACUCGCGGCAUUCUCCGCCUCCCCGUUCACAGACGCUUCCCCAGCCGCCAUCCGCCUCGCCUGCCCCCGUGGAUCUUCCAAAUCGACGCCUCUCGCAUGUAGCCGACAAGCCGCUGCCCGCGUUGCAAUCGCGCAGCCCCGAUCCACUGGCAGCCCCUCCCCCUUCGUCCGCACUGCCCCCCAACCGACGUAUCUCCGCGCGUGGGUACCCGCAACCGGGCUCGGCGCCCCAGAGAUUCACGACGACAAACGGACGUGUCCAACCGGAGUUCUCCUCGCAAGGCCCGAUGGGCCGGUAUCCCAACGAGACGGGGGCACCGGAUUUCCGAAAUGCACACAAGCUCCCUGACGCAGGGGGUUCUGGUUCUGGUGCUCCGGUUGAAAUCGUUCCUGCUUCUGAGGCCAGGACCACCCCGGGUCUCGGCGCAAGCGAACCCCGACUUGGAUCGUUCGCGGCUUCAGGGACUUUGCGGACAGCCCCAUACGAGGAGUAUGACCCCUCAUUAUCAUCUGCUACGCAGCCAACAAACCCGGGAUACGCCAGUCCGUCUCCUGCUGCUGCUGCUCCCGACACACCCAUCAAGAACAACAUGGGCGUCACGCUCAGCUCGAUCGAUGUCCAGACCUAUCACGCUCACGGAUCCGCCAGAAACAAGCGGGUCUCUGCGCCCCCUGUGCGCGGGAAACCGCUCAUCUUUGCGGCGAUGGAACCCGCGACCGAGAAACCGCAGCUCACUCAUGAUCCGCGCAUGGCGUAUCCUUCCCCCCCUUCUGAAGCUGCCAUCCACCGCAUUCCUCCUUUGAAACCAGAGGACAACAACGCCAACCUGGGAUUUGACUUUGACUUGGACUAUAACUUUUCGAGGGCGCUGGAUGAUUGGGGCGACGCACGGCAGCAGGCCCAUGCACCACCACCGCUGAGGAUACCAAACGGAUUCCCAGCGAACGGGCCGCCUCCAGUUAGCCAGACAAAAUCAGGGGACAAGCUUUCGUCGCCGGUAAACGGAUUCUCCUCGCCCAUCUCAGCGCCUCCUCCCCCACUCUCGGUUCCCGUCUCAUUCAUCCCGACUCCUGCACCGCCUUCCCCUUCACCCUCCCCUCCUCGGCGCGUUUCUGUUGCCCGAUCUCCGAUGCGUGUCGGACCGCCACAAAUGCCGAAUGGAUUCGGUUCACCUCGCUCGCCACCCCAACAGAACUUGCCAGCACGCAGCCCCUCGCCUCCACCCAGGGCAGUAGAUGUCAGGCCACUUGAUGUCAGGCCAAUCGAGGUUAAACCGAUUGACGUUAAGCCGCCGACUGCGCAUCGCACGCUGGUGAAACCUCGGUCUACCACCCCGCAACGCAAGCCGAGCAUCCCCCAGAUCGUGCCUGAGGUGAACAGGCAGUCUAUGCUUCUGCUGGACGAGGAUCCGUUCGCCAAAAUCGAGGGGGUCAGGGUGAUGGCCCCCAGCGUCUCGUCGCCCGUGUCUUCCUCCGCUGAGGAGUCGCUGGAUGCCGAGGUGUCCGAGAAAGCAAGCGUGUCCGAGAAAGCUGCUGACCUGUCCGAGAGAGCAACUGUCGUGUCCGAGAACGCAACUGCUCCUUCGACCCCAGAGCGGACUGUCGCGUCGUUGCCAUCGGCACCGAGUUCUCCGGAAGAUUAUCGGGCGGCCCGGUCGCAGCGGCGCGGGAAUGUGCUCGAUAAGGCGCCACCCCCUUCGGUCCUCGGCGUCGAAGUGCGCGAAACCAGGAUCCCAGGUCCGUUUCCAUUAGCCUUGUUUGUGGCCCACCCCCAGCUGCUCACGGCACUGCUGCCGUAUCUGUCGUUCUACGAGUGGUGCAUCCUGUCUGCCGUCUCCAAGGAGAUCCGAAUCACAUUCGUCGGGACGAAGGAUCUUCGCGAGGCUGCUCUGGAGCGGUAUCUGAGGACUGUCGGUUAUGCACGGUGGACAUGGGCUGAUCCGGACCCUCUUGAGCUGACCCUUCUGGACUUGCAUGACUACAUGCGCGGUGUUUCGUUGCCCAGUCACGAAUAUUCCAGGGUUGCAGAUGCUUACGUUCAGUCAUUCAACCUUCCUCCAGAUGUCAGGGAUCCUGUUCAUCUCACGAUGGCUCGCAGCCUGACUUCUUCGACGAGGGCCUACACCCGUGUUGUGCUGCGGCUGAGAGCGCAAGCUGAGAGGGAGGCGAGCGAUGCUGCUGCGCUCAAGUACUCGAUGCCUCCUCCCAGGAGAAUCGUCAGCAACGGGUACUCAUCCAGUCGAUCCAGUCCUUCGAGAACCUCCAGCCGCGCACCCUCGCCCACUCCCUUCGGGGGCAGUCACCACUCCCACCCCGGACACGCUGCUCCCUUCCGUUCUCCUCUGUUCAAAUUGCGGCGGGCCCCGCUGUUGAGGGUAUUCGUCCCCUCGCCCGAUGGAGAUUGGUUGUCAGACAAGAGCGUUCUGGAAUGCGAAGCGGAACUGAAGCGCGCUGGUGUGCUCAACUUGCUGCGCGUCGGGGAUGUUGUGUGGGAUAUUGCAGUCGGCGAUGAAGGCAACGUAGGAAGACUAAUCUGGGAUGGCAGCUAUCUGAUUGAUCUGGACUACAAAUACUCUGCGGUCGGCGAUCUUCCCCAGUAUCUCCCCACUCUGGCCUUCCCGCCGUCCUACUUUCACCGUGUCAUCCGCACGGGACCGACGUCCACCAAUCCCGUCGCGCACAUGGACAUUUCACCCUGGGGACACGAGAUUGCGGCCAAUCUGCAGUUACUACAGGAUCGCAUCCGCACGGAGACACCACAAGGAAACGUGCACAACGUCGUUCGAUGGGUGCACCGAUCCUCGUUCGUCAUCCGGCCUCCCGCCAGAAACCGUGCGUCGAUGUCGCCCAGCCGCGGCUCACGCCCAGAGUCACCACGGAUCCCGAUUCCCGAGUCAGCUGGUCUGUUUGUUGAUCCGGGAUGGUACGGCACGAUCGUCGUCGAGACGGAGGGAACGAAUGAAGCGCUCGCGGACCUGCAGGACCGGUGCCCGGGUGCAUUCCCGCCGCGAGCUGGCGGGCAGCCGACGGUCGUUCUGAAGGAAGCCAAGGAUGCGAGGAAAGUUUGGAAGAUCCUAAGAGAAAAGAGUCGCCCAGCGGAAAUCUGGAUCCGUGCGGUUGGCCCGAAAGAGCGUCUUUUCUGAAGUAAACGGAUACAUAUCCGAGACUGUAUUGCAUCUGUUACUUAUCAUCUUCUUUAUAUCAUGCACGGACUGUACUUAUACACAAUGGUGUAAUGACCGUAGAGAGUGUAUCCAACCGCAACGUUUCCAUGGCCGCACAUAGC